Dicentrarchus labrax (European seabass) is the source of this 2014-nucleotide messenger RNA. RefSeq names its product protein FAM107B. The record is from RefSeq and is a predicted model, not a curated record. The transcript is spliced from 5 exons. Gene Ontology annotation, cellular component: stress fiber; neuron projection; synapse. Gene Ontology annotation, biological process: regulation of actin cytoskeleton organization; actin filament polymerization; actin filament bundle assembly. Lineage: Eukaryota; Metazoa; Chordata; Actinopteri; Moronidae. Bases 16 to 645 code for a protein of 209 amino acids.
ACUGCGUGCGUCCGUAUGAGACGAGACAAAGCGUCUGAAUCUGUAAUAAGACUACAUACAAAUCGUUGUAAUAACAAGCUGCAGAAGGCGUACAGCAUCGACCACGAGCCUCCACCAAAGCAAUACUGUGUGAAAAAUGGAAAGCACCCAAACGGCAGAGCCUCAGCGUAUGCAGACCUGCAGCAGCACAGGUCUGAAGGCAUCCACAGAAGGUUGUCCCCGGUGUCCAACUACGUCCCCCAGCCGGACUACCUGGAGGGGGAAGAGGACGAGGACCUCAUCAAACCCAAAAAACUUGUGAAUCCUGUUAAAGCCUCAAAGAGUCACCAAGAGCUUCACCGAGAGCUGAUGAGCAGCUGCAAACGGGGUCACGGGGUCAGCGUGGAGAUGAAGCCGGAGCUGCAGAGAGUUCUGGAGUCCAGGAAGAGAGAUCAGCUGAUCAAACAGAGGAAACAGGAAGAGGAAGCUCACAGGAAAAUUUCUCCUCUGGAGGCCGAACUGCUGAAGAGACACAGGAAGCUGGAGGAGUUGGAGAGACAGCAGGAGAAGGAGCAGCAGGAAAACCUGAAAGCUCCAGAGUUCGUCAAAGUGAAAGAAAAUCUGAGAAGAACGUCCAUUCACAGUAAAGAGGAGAAGGAGGUAUAGAGAUGGAGCUGCUGUCCCACAGGAGACAUAGAAACUGAGAACCAGACUGCAUGAGGACACAAACUGACACUAACACUCUGAGGACAGUCUGAGGACACACUGACACUAACAAAAAGUUACUGAGGACACAAAGAGGACACAGUGAGGACAGUCUGAGAACACAUUGAGGAAAAACUGAGGACACAGUGAGGACAGUCUGAGGACACAGUGAGGACAGUCUGAGGACACAGUGAGGACAAACUGAGGACACACUGAGGACAGUCUGAGGACACAGUGAGGACAAACUGAGGACAUAGUGAGGACACACUGAGGACAGUCUGAGGACACACUGACACUAACACUUUGAGGACAUAAUGUCCAGAACGGCUGUGAUGUCUCUUCGGGGAGAGACACAGUUUGAAGGAGGAGAAAUCAGGUCCCUUUUGAGUUUGACUGACAGAUUACCAGACUCGUCUCACCUGGUGGAUGACUGUUACCAUGGAAACAAACAACCACGUUCUGCACAGAAGGAAGGACAACAAUAAAAACCUGAAAGAUUUGAUUUAUUAUCAGUUUAUUUUUUAAUCGAUAGGCUCCGAUAAUCAUUUGUGUUAUUAUCAGAUAAUUUAAUUAAAAAGAUGUUUAAUUGCGAGAUUAAUAAUUUGUGCGUAUGUUAUAAUUAUGAAAUAUAGAAGAUCUGAAGACGUUUGUUUUUAUUAUGUGGUUCAGAAGUCCUAAUUAUGAGAAAAAUUUUAUAUAUCAUAAUGAAAGAUAAUUUCAAUCAUUCAGACGUCAUUAAAACUUCUUUCAUACGUUAUUGGUUGUUUCAUAAUAAAGGCAAACAUUCUGUAGUAAUCAAUCAUUUUAAAUCAUUUUUUACGUGAAAUUGUGCGAAAGCGCUUGCGCUGCGACGCCAUCGCCUCCGUGUGACAAAUGUUCUUCUUGUGCCUCAAACUGUACCUGGACGAUAUUUUUCAGGCAAUAACAAGUAAAACUCAUUAAUCACUUUAAUCACAUUCAUAAUCAGCAGCAAGAGGAAACCUCUUGUCUCUCGUAAAGAUGUUAAUUACAUAUAAUUACAACACAGACAUCGUUAUGAGAACUGUAUCUGAGAUCAUUAUUAAAAUAUCCAACAUCAUUAUUAGAUCUUUUGUUGUAAUUCUGAGAUAAUCAGUAGAUAAACUGUUUUUGCUCUCACAGACUGAAGCCUUACGUUAUUGUUAUAGUAAAUUAAAAUCAUGUUGAGUUUCCUUAUCAAUUCAGAAUGUAACUAGUAAUUAGAUAUUUUUAUUUCUGUUUGACUUUGUUAAUUUCCUUUUGUGGCUUUUGAAGCAACAAUUGUUCUGAUUAACGUGUUCACACUGACAACAAUAAAGAACAAUAAUCCUGA